GGCGCGGGAAAGGCCGGCUCGCCGCGUGGGGGGCGCGGGCACCGGGCGGCGGCUUGCGAGUGGCGUCUCGGGCCCGGGCGGUCAGGAUGAGCGGGGUGCGCGCGAGGCCGCGGGGCGGAGCCCCGGAGGCCGCGCCGAAGAACCCAGCCCGGGCCGGGGCGGCCCUCCCGGAUCCCCGCGGCUCUCCCGGGGCCUGGGACGAGGAGAGCGAGAGCGUCCGGCUACCAGAAAUAAAAAAUAACUUAGAAGAAAACAUUCCCAAGAAAAAAGUAUCAAAAGCUCGUUAUAAUGCAUCUUUGUGUUAUUACACUCGAAAAUUUAUGGACCUUCUCAAAUCUGCACCUGGUGGUGUUCUUCAUUUAAAAGAGGUUGCUGCAGUAUUAGGAGUAGGGAAACGAAGAGUAUAUGACAUCACCAAUGUAUUACAUGGAAUUGAACUCAUUCAGAAAAGGUCUAAGAACUGUAUUCAGUGGAUAGGAUCUGACCUCAGCAGUAUUGAUGGAAAGAUAGCACAGCAAAAGAAGCUAAGGGAUGAACUUUCUAAUUUAUCAGCAAUGGAAGAUACUUUGGAUGAGUUAAAUAAAAUCUGUGCUCACCAGUUAUUUGAAUUAACAGAUGACAAAGAAAAUGCCAAGCUAGCUUAUGUGACCUAUGAAGAUAUCCAUAGCCUUCAGGUGUUCCAUGAGCAGAUUGUUAUUGCAGUCAAAGCUCCAGAAGAAACCAAAUUGAAUGUUCCACCUCCCAAAGAAGACUCUAUAACAGUACAUAUUAAAAGCACAAAAGGACCCAUUGAUGUGUAUUUAUGUGAAAUGAAGCAGGAUGGUGCAACUGACAACUUGUAUGAAGACAUGGAACCUUAAUUUUUUGAAAACAAGUGUACAGUAUACAUCAAUAAAGAAGGAAACUGUAUAGCAGUUUGAGUCAAAUAGGAAGGCACCUGAACAACCUUGAACAGGUAAACUCCAGGAACAUUUGAGUGGAUUCACUUGGCAAGUUUGUUUGAACACAAGAGACGGUUAAGUUCACAUUUCCAGUUUCAAAUUCAGUGCAAUAAUUUGCCCAUGGUGGAUUCCUAUGCCUAGCUGAUGUCAACAUUAAGGCCAAGCCAUGUCUUAAAUGGGUCACUUGUAUGCACUAUUAUCAGCCUAUUGAUUUUUUUCUUGUGGAAAAUUGCUCAGUUUGUAAAUAUUUGUGAAAAUUCAACUUAGUAGUGAAGUGAUUUAAGUAGUGGUGCUGCUAAAUUGCAGUAUAUUUCCCACCAAAAUAAAUGAAUAAAAACAAUACUUU
Messenger RNA from Phascolarctos cinereus (koala), 1287 nucleotides. Its product is annotated as transcription factor E2F6-like. Gene Ontology annotation, biological process: regulation of transcription by RNA polymerase II. Gene Ontology annotation, cellular component: RNA polymerase II transcription regulator complex. Lineage: Eukaryota; Metazoa; Chordata; Mammalia; Diprotodontia; Phascolarctidae. Gene Ontology annotation, molecular function: DNA-binding transcription factor activity, RNA polymerase II-specific; RNA polymerase II cis-regulatory region sequence-specific DNA binding; protein dimerization activity. The record is from RefSeq and is a predicted model, not a curated record.